UCGUAUUAUUUUGGCUGUUUUCGGGGCUUUAGUUGUCGUUUUGUAAACUUUGUUCAUAAUUUACUGCUUGUUUUGAUGUCUGAAUUAAAGGGCAAAAGCCGAUCCAGGGAGCCGUCGAUCUACAAUUCGGCUUUAAGAGAUCAGAUUUAUCCCGUAACCUUUAAGACGUUUAAAAGGCUAAUCGUUAACCUUGCUAAAAUCAUAGCCACCCUGCGAAUCGCCGUUAGAAAGCACAAAACCGACGACGAGUGCGCACGAUGGCUUUAUGAAGCCUUUUACAGAGAUCCUAGUAUUCGAGAAAAGUAUCAGUUCAAGGUGGCCCCUUGUCCUCGUCGCAUUCGAGAAAAGUUGCUCAAGGUUCUUGACCCUGAACUGAUAAUAAGUGAGGGUGAACCAAUAUCAGAACAAGUGGUUGUGGUCGACGGAGCCAAUACUAAAAAAGAGUCGAAAAAUUUACUGGGAAACCAGAAACUAAGAUCUGGAGAUGAGAUAGUUCAAGUCGACAAGUGUGGCACCUUCAUAUUUCCUGUAUCUUUCCAAACUUUUGAAAACAAUAUCAACAAAGUAGUGGUUUUCUGCAAGAUUAACAAGACCAGAGAGGAUGGUCUGAAGAUGUUGGACGAUGUUAAAUUGCGUCAUAGAACCCUAAAAAAGUUCUAUAAUCGCUUUUACAUGCUCCCACAAUAUCGUGGCAGGAGAAAUUAUUUCAAAGAAUGUCCACAUACUCCUUUGGCCAAGUUGCUAGAAUCUGGCAGGCCCUAUGAUGAUAAGGCAAUGAAAACGCUUUCGCAGAUUAAGGAAAGGAAGUCACUUAAAAACAAUUCGAGGAAAGAUCCAAAGAUCUUGAACGAGAUACAAAACACUAAAAUACAAGGAGUGGAGCGAUUCCCAAUUUUAAUUUCUUUGGGUGAGUUCAUUUUUAUUUUAAGAAUACAAUAUAAGAACCAUAUAUUUAAUUCUCAUAAAAUAUUUGUCCGGAAAGAAAACCUUUUCUAACAAUUAGAAUACUCAUCACCUUAUUUUCAAAGGAUCCUAAAGGUCCGUCCACUGAGGAUAAUGAGUCCACUUUUAUCAAUGUGGGAGACGUAAGCCUUGGCUCCAAGUUGCCACAAGUUGCAUUUAAUCCACUAGCGUCCGAGGGAGUCACAAAUGGGGGCCAAUCAUCACAAGAACCUACAUCGGAAAGGGUGGAGACAAUAAGGCAGGAAGCCAUCGAAUUUCCAUGCAACACAACUGACAAGAGGGAAAAAAUUACUUUGAAGGAGCAAGAUAAAGAUAUUGAUGGUAUUCAAAGCAAGAGAGUGUCCGAGGAAAACGCAAAUGGGGGCCAAUCAUCACAAGAACCUACAUCGGAAAGGGUGGAGACAAUAAGGCAGGAAGCCAUCGAAUUUCCUUGCAACACAACUGACAAGAGGAAAAAAAUUACUUUGAAGGAGCAAGAUAAAGAUAUUGAUGCUACUCAAAGCGAGGGAAUCGUAAAUGGGUGCCAAUCAUCACAAGAACCAAUUUCCGUAAAUAUGGAGACAAUUAGGCAGGAACCCAUCGAAUUUCCUUCCAACACAACUGACAAGAGGAAAAAAAUUACUUUGAAUGAAGAUGUUGAUGAUAUUGUAAGCUGGCCAUCCCCUAGGUGGACCAAGUACUUAAAACAAAUGGGUAGCGAUGUAAUCCCAAGUACAUCAGCUACUCAGAAACAUGUUAUUCUGAAAAAGAGGAAAAAAACUAGCCACGCAGGAUCAAACAAAUAAAAAAAAAAAAAAAUGAUUUUUGCUGCCCAUUGAAAAAGCUUUUGCUACCUGUAGCAAGUGACACAGGCUUAAAUUUUAUUUCGUUUAGUAUAUUGAAAGAUAUUCUAUUACUAUUGAGUUUAAAUUUUCAACAUUUUCUUCCUUUUUAUUUUUCCAGAAGCUGUAAUGACCUUACAUUUGGAUUACCUGAAUUAUUAGUUUAAUUAUUAAAAAAACAGAAUAAAAAAUUUUUAUUGCCCAUUGAAAACGGAUAAAUAUAACUUAGUGUUUAAUUUAACAUGU
This is a messenger RNA of Drosophila ficusphila, 2030 nucleotides long. RefSeq names its product protein telomere ends associated-like. The transcript has 3 exons. The record is from RefSeq and is a predicted model, not a curated record. Bases 76 to 996 code for a protein of 306 amino acids. NCBI's taxonomy places the organism in Eukaryota, Metazoa, Arthropoda, Insecta, Diptera, Drosophilidae.